This is a messenger RNA of Pogona vitticeps (central bearded dragon), 2082 nucleotides long. The record is from RefSeq and is a predicted model, not a curated record. Lineage: Eukaryota; Metazoa; Chordata; Lepidosauria; Squamata; Agamidae.
UCUUUCUCCCUCCGCCGGCGGCGGUGCUUCAGAAGCCAGGCAGAGGAUCCUGGAAAUAAGUUGGAAACACCUCAUCCUUUGUCUCUCCUUCGUGGAGGAAUGGAGACGGGGUCCAUGCAGCCGGAGCAGGUUGCAAAAGCUCUGGAGGAGCUGGCUGUGAAUUUCUCGGAGGAGGAGUGGGCUCUGCUGGAUCCCCGCCAAAAGGCUCUGCACACGGAAGUCAUGAAGGAGACUUUCACCCAUGCGAUGUCUCUGGGCGUUGGAAUGAUGCUGGGAAUAUAUCCUUCCCCGUCUCUUCUGUCUGGAGGAGCCAAAACAGCUUCACCGCAAACUAUGGGGAAAAGUCGGUGGAGAGCCGUUCAGUGUUUUUCUCUCCCGGAACCUUUUCAGAAGUUGAAGGGUGUCCUGAUGACCUUUGAGGAUAUUGCUGUCCAUUUCACGGAGGAGGAGUGGACUCUGCUAGACGAAGACCAAAGGGCUCUGCACCGAGAAGUCAUGGAGGAAAAUAUAGCCAGUCUGAUCUCUCUGGCUACUUUGACGAGAGAGAAGAGAAGUGAGGAAGAAGGCGGUAUCAUCUCCUUGAGACCUCUCAUUGAUAUAAAGUGGAAACAACCCUUAGAAAGCAGCGGGAGCAUCAGUGGUAGAAGCCGCCAUGUAGCAAAGAAGCUGUUGAAAUCUUUGGAAGGUGGAAGGAGCUUCAGUAAGCGUGGACGACAUGCCUCCCAUAUGAGAAUCCAUAAAGGGAAGAAACCAUUUAAAUGCUUCAGAUGUGGAAAAAGCUUGAGUCCUGGGGCAAACGUUGCUCACCACAUGAGAAUCCACACAGGAGAGAAACCAUUUAAAUGUUUGGAAUGUGGAAAGGGCUUUACUCAAAGUGGAAAUCUUGCUUCCCACAUGAGAAUCCACACGGGAGAGAAACCUUUCAAAUGCAUAGAAUGUGGGAGGAGCUUUAGUCAAAGGGGAAACCUUGCUUCUCAUAUGAGUAGACACACAGGGGAGAAACCAUUCAAAUGCGUGGAAUGUGGGAAGACCUUUAGUGAGAGGAGAAGCCUUAGGUCACAUCAAAAGACUCACACAAGGGAGAAACCUUUUAAAUGCACGGAAUGCGGGAUGAACUUCAGUCAGAGCAGUAGUCUUAGUUCACAUCAAACAACUCACACAUGCGAGAAACCCUAUAUAUGCAUGGAAUGCGGAAAGAGCUUCAGUGAUGGCAGUAGCCUUAGUUCACAUCAAAGGAUUCACACAGGCAAGAAACCACAUAAAUGCAUGGAAUGUGGAAAGAAUUUCAGUGUCAGAGGUAGCCUUCGAUUACAUCAAAAGACUCAUGCAAGGGAAAAGCCAUACAAAUGCAUGGAGUGUGGAAAGAGCUUCAUUCGGAAAUGUCAGCUUAGUUCACAUCAAAGAACUCACACAGGGGAGAAACCGUAUGAAUGCAUGCAAUGUGGAAAGAGCUUCAGUCAGAGCAGCCACCUCAGUAGACACCAAAGAACGCACACAGGGGAAAAACCCUAUAAAUGCAUAGAAUGUGGAAAGAGCUUCAGUCGAAGCAGUCAUCUUCGUUUACAUCAAAGAACUCACACUGGGGAGAAACCAUAUAAAUGCCUAGAAUGUGGGAAGAGGUUUAGUGACAGCAGUCACUUUAGUAGACAUCAAAAAAGUCACACAGAGGAGAAACCAUUUGGAUCAGAAAAUCUGGCAAGGGCUUCCAUGGGUUCACAGAACUCCCUUUUCAUUAAAGUCUGGUCACCCAUCGUAACGAUUAAGACAGUUUAAGCUGUACCUCCAUUGAAUCUUUGACGGAAUGUAGUAUAGGUCAUAUCUUUUCCACGACUUGUUAUAAAGAAGGUAAUUUGAGCCAUAAUUCUCUGAAUUGCCCUGAUUUAAUUUGUUUCCACAGUGCCUUCAAUACUUGGUUUUGGUGCAGUAGCUAGACAUAUAAACGGAUCAAAGCAAACUCCCUGGGGUAACAGGAAAAAGUGAAAAGCAAAGAAUCCUUUUUAAAGGUCAUAUGUCAUUUCAAAACCAGUACAGUGGUGCCUCGACUUAUGACCAUAAUCUGUUCCAGAAGAUCGAUGUAACUCA